Messenger RNA from Prorocentrum cordatum, 533 nucleotides. NCBI's taxonomy places the organism in Eukaryota, Dinophyceae, Prorocentrales, Prorocentraceae. The record is from the annotation of a GenBank genome assembly.
GGGCACGCCGACAUGGUGCGCCUGCUGGCUGGCCUCGGCGCCGACCCGGGCGCCCCCGCGCGCGGCGGCGCCACCGCGCUGCACGCCGCGGCGGAGGAGGGGCACGCCGAGGUGGUGCGAGCACUCGCGGAGGCGGGCGCAGACCUGGAGGCCAGGGACGGCCGCGGCGCGGCCCCGAUCGACGCCGCUGCGGCGGCGUUCCGUCUGGGAGCCGUGCGCGCGCUGAUGGAGGCGGGGGCGAGCGCGUCCGACUCCAUCGGCCUGCUCUCGCAGCACCCGGACGCGCCCCGGCCGCCGCCGUCGGAGGCCGCCGCGCAGCCCGAGCUCAGCCCGGAGGAGAAGGAGAUGCUCGAGGCGGACAUCGAGAUCCGAGCGGCGGCGCUCAGGAACGGCGUGGUGCUCGGCAGUGGCUCGGAGCAGUGAGCCCGCCUCCCUUGCGGGCAGCACGGGUUCUGCGGCGGCGGCCGCGGGGGUCCUUGUAUUUGUCGGGCGCGCGCGGGCCGUGCAGCGGCCGCGCACGCUCCGCUGUCUCU